Molecule: messenger RNA, 1272 nt
Organism: Notodromas monacha
Lineage: Eukaryota; Metazoa; Arthropoda; Ostracoda; Podocopida; Cyprididae
Source: the annotation of a GenBank genome assembly
AUGGGCGUGUGUGUGUGUGUGUGGCAAGAAGGACUGAUCACGAAUUCGGCAUGGAAGGACUAUUCGGCGGCCACGGGAAGCACUAAUUACGCCUACGAGCACUUUGAUCCGGACGAGCGCGGGAAGCGAGGCACUGGAUCGCGUCCGCGGCCGCCGCCGGGGGCCCGAAACGGAUCCGCCGCCGCCGCCGCCGUGGCGGGCUUCUCUUCGGCGCCUUACGGCGACUCGAGGUCUCUCCAGCGCCCGUCCAAGAACGGCGUCGCCACCGGCGUCGUCAAAGGUGACCGGCAUACCAACUCGCUACCCAGGCCGAGUUACGGUGCCCCGAGUCAUCACCCGGCGGGUUACUACACCAACGACCGUUCACUGAGGAAUUCCUACGCUGGCCCAUCUUCGUCUUCGUCCCAAGCACCAGACUUCUACUUCAUGCCAUCACAGAGAAAGUACUCUGGGGAAAUUGUCAGGGUUUAUGUCGACUACAACCAGCAGCAUAAAUAGGAAGCAUCGUCAUCUCGUUUUUUUUUUUUGUGGGCUAUUUUUCUUCCAGGGCGGUUUUUUUCUUUCUGUCCACACUCUUGUUUGUUUUUCUGAUUGCUCACAAACAAGAAAAACAAAAUGAUGUUUCAGUCACAACUUUUUUUGAUAUUUCUAUAAAUUUUAUUUUUAUUUCGCUAUUACGGCAGGAAAUGUUUGCCGCGAGUCUAAUGUUAUUCCAUUAUUUUUUUUCCUUUCAAACUGAGCGUUCGGGGAUUUUUCGCCCACUGCGAUAUUUUUUUUUUGGCGUUAUUUCUAAACGUCAUUUUGAAUCUAUAUCGUGUGAAAUUUAUGUUCCUCUAAAGUUUUAGCAAAAGCAUUGUUCGUGAUGUGACGUCUUCAUGCUUGUUUUUUUUUUUUCUUCUCGAAGCAGGUUGUUAGUGCGGUGAAUCAUUAUUAUUUUUUGUAAGACUGGGGAUGUCCGCGGGUUCAUUUGCUUUUUUUUGUGGGAAUGUUUGAAAGUUUUUCACGUGCGAGACUUUCUUCUCCUUUCGGAAGAGGGAAGGGAAAGUCUGAAGAUUUUUUUUUUCGCAAUUUCAAAUGAAUUUGCCUCAUCCCGCCUGAAGUGAGAGAAAAUAGCAUUUUUCUCUGGCUUUUUCUUAUAGAUUUUCUGAUAUUUGUUUUUGGUUUUUAGUGGCUUAGAUGUUCUCAAAGGUGCCAUAAAAGCGUAAUGACAUCAAACCCGCAGAUUCUCUUUGACCAUGAGGAAGACGCGAGUUUUUCUAAAAAAGGAAAUUC